AUCCACUUGGUUUGUAGUUCCUACAAAAAAUAAAUGUCACAAACAUUUUUGCACAUGUGGGUCCCUUUCCUAGAAUAGAAUUCUUAAUCUCUCUUAUAUCAUAGAUCUCUUUGGCAGUCUGGUGCCUUCAUGAACCUCUUCUCAGAAUAAAGUUAAAAUGCAAAGAUAAAAUAUAUUGAAACACAUUUAUUAAAAUAUUCUUUUAAAAAUUUCACAGACUACAGAUCACAGACCCUAAAAUUGAAUCUUUGUGACAGUUUUAAUAGAAAGAUAAAUUUGUCUUAUGCUCACUACCUUUAUCAGAAGUUUUUAAUAUGAAAUUUUGCUUGCUAUAAUAAAUAUGGUAUAUGGAAUAACCCAGAUCUCCCUGAGGGUGAGUGGGCAAAGGAGAAGUUAGGAGCAGAGCCAAGAUAGGGAUUUGGACUGGGUAAGCAGUUUUCUGGGCACAACACUUAAGGUGGAGUGCCAUGAAGAGUAGCUUCUAUUCGUUUUUAAAUUGCACAUUUUUAACACCAGAAAACUCUACCAUACUGCAUAAAGGUAUUAUAAGUCAAGUCACACGUGCUACAGUGGCAGUCAGAACAUGUGGUGGAUAUUAAAUACAUGUAAGCAAACCUUGUCUAGAGUAUGCAGACCUGUAGUUUCGAUUCUUCCCAGCAGGAAUAGAAAAAAAAAAAAGACUCUCCUUAUCUAUAAGAUGCUUCUGGGUUCAUUGUCGAAGGUCCCAAGACUUUAGAAAAUAUCCACUUUGGGAUUCAUUCCACCCUGUUCAUACCAUUUGUCAUUGUUAUCAUAACCUACAAGGAGCAUUUUGCAAACCUUUGCAAACAGUAAAAGUGCUAUGUAAAUGCUACUAGCUAUUCUUAUCAUCCCUGAUGUUCGGAUGGGACUGGGCAGUUUACAAAGAUUUUUUCAUAUAUUACUUGAUCCCACCUCCAUCACUUAGUUUGUCAAUAAGCUUUAAUUACUAAGUACUGAGUUAAGCUCUGGAGAUUAAAAAAAGAAAGAAAGAAAAAGAGCAAAACCAGGGUUUCUGUCCUCAAGGAUGGCGUAUUCUAGACCUCAGUGUCCUCAUUUGUAAAAUGAAGGGAUUAGAUUUGAUGGCCUAGAAGGUUCUUUCCAGCUUCAAAUCUUCAAAUAUAGUGGAAGAAAUGUUUAUAGUGAAGAAAUUAUCUUUUUUUUUUUUUUUUUGCUGAGGCAAUUGGAAUUAAGUGACUUGCCCAGGGUCACAUAGCUAGGAAGUGUUACAUGUCUAAGGUCAGAUUUAAACUCUGGUCCUCCUGACUUCAGGGUUGGGCUGGUGCCCUAUCCACUGCGCCACCUAGCUAAUCCAAAUCACCUACCUUGUGAAGUAUUGAAGUAUUUGAAGUAUUCUGAGAGAGGAAAAUUAUUUUCCACACAUCUCUUCAUACAUGGUAGUUUCCUUUUUCUUUAGCUCUUACCUAUUUUAUAUGACUUACAUAAUCUUAUUCCUUUGUCAAGAGUUUAUCCCAUAGGAGAGGUUAAGAAUCUUUGCUGACUUCUACUUCUUUUCAUACUAAAACUUAUAACAGGUAUGAAGAGGCAGAUCAGGAUUCUCUGGGAUGAAAGAUUGAGGGAAAAACUAGGAAGAGAAGAGCUGUCCCAAAUUCCAGGCAGUAGUUCACAAAUUGUCCAGCCUGUGUGACCCUGGCAGACUUAAUCAAAAUGUCUGUCAGCGUCCAUGAGAACCGCAAGUCCAGGACAAGCACAGGCUCUAUGAACAUCACCCUUUUCCACAAACCUUCCCACCCAGACUGUGUCUUGUCCCACCUCAACACCCUGAGGAAGCACUGUAUGUUCACAGAUGUCACUCUCUGGGCCGGGGACCGCUCGUUUCCCUGCCACCGGGCUGUGUUGGCCGCCUCUAGUUGCUAUUUCGAAGCCAUGUUCAGCCAUGGCCUACGAGAAAGUCUGGAUGACGCAGUCAACUUUCAUGAUAGUCUCCAUCCAGAAGUGCUCGAGCUCCUGCUGGACUUUGCCUAUUCCUCCCGGAUCAUCAUCAAUGAGGAAAAUGCUGAGUCCCUGCUGGAAGCGGGGGACAUGCUCCAGUUCCAUGAUGUGCGAGAUGCUGCAGCUGAGUUCUUAGAGAAGAAUCUCUUCCCCUCCAACUGUCUGGGUAUGAUGCUCCUUUCAGACGCCCACCAGUGCCGCCGCCUUUACGAGCUCUCUUGGCGCAUGUGCCUGGUACAUUUUGAGACGGUGCAGCAGAGUGAAGACUUCAAAAACCUCUCCAAGGACACCCUGUUGGACUUGAUCUCCAGUGAUGAGCUUGAGACCGAGGAUGAACGCGUAGUCUUUGAAGCCAUUAUUCAGUGGGUGAAAUAUGACUUGGAUGAGAGAAAAGUGUACCUCCCAGAGCUUCUACGCAGUGUACGGCUGGCCCUGCUGCCCUCUGAAAUCCUAAAGGAGGCCAUCGCCUGUGAGGACCUUAUUAUGGCAGAUGAGCGCAACAAGCUUAUCAUGGACGAAGCUCUCCACUGCAAGAAGAAGAUUCUGCAGAAUGAUGGCGUGGUCACUAGCCCCUGUGCCCGACCCCGAAAGGCAGGCCACACUCUUCUGAUCCUUGGAGGCCAGACCUUCAUGUGUGACAAGAUCUACCAGGUGGACCACAAAGCAAAGGAAAUCAUCCCCAAGGCAGACUUGCCCAGCCCCCGGAAGGAGUUCAGUGCCUGCGCCAUAGGCUGUAAGGUCUAUGUGACAGGGGGGAGGGGCUCUGAGAAUGGUGUCUCCAAAGAUGUCUGGGUGUAUGACACUGUCCAUGAAGAGUGGUCCAAGGCUGCUCCUAUGCUGAUUGCCCGUUUUGGUCAUGGCUCAGCUGAGCUGGAGAAUUGUCUUUACGUAGUAGGGGGUCACACGGCAGUGGCUGGGGUCUUCCCAGCCUCCCCCUCUGUUUCUUUGAAGCAAGUAGAGAAGUACGACCCCGGAGCCAACAAGUGGACGAUGGUGGCUCCUUUAAGGGACGGAGUCAGCAACGCCGCAGUGGUGAGUGCUAAGCUUAAGCUCUUUGUCUUUGGCGGCACGAGCAUUCACCGGGACAUGGUGUCCAAAGUUCAGUGCUACGACCCAUCCGACAACCGAUGGAUGAUCAAAGCAGAAUGUCCUCAGCCUUGGCGCUAUACAGCGGCUGCUGUACUGGGCAGCCAGAUUUUUAUCAUGGGGGGUGACACAGAAUUCACAGCAGCUUCUGCCUACCGCUUUGAUUGCGAAACCAACCAGUGGACACGGAUUGGGGACAUGACAGCCAAGCGCAUGUCGUGCCAUGCUUUGGCCUCGGGCAACAAGCUCUAUGUGGUGGGUGGAUACUUUGGGACCCAGCGGUGUAAGACAUUAGACUGCUAUGACCCUACCUCAGACACGUGGACCUGCGUCACAACAGUACCUUACUCGCUCAUCCCCACAGCCUUCGUCAGCACUUGGAAACAUUUGCCUGCAUGAGAAGCCCUUAGGACAGUGACUUCAACCCCAGGAACUCAGACAGAUGCUGUCAUCAUGUUUAGUCUCAUCUCUUGGCUGCAGUCUGCACCAUGAUGGAGGUACCCAGCCCUGUUCUCUCUCAGGGAGCCUUAGUACAACUACUCACGUUUUCCUCAUCUGAACCCUCCAGCACUCAGAAGACUGAAGUGGAAUCUUCAAGAGCAGCACCCAAGAUGGGGGAGAAAUAGCAGCCUGCUGCCCUUCAGCCCACCGGAUAAUUAAAGCCUCUGGAGUUUUGAACAAGAAAAGAGAAGCUGCUUCCACAGAGAACUCUUGGGACCAAAGACCCUUUCGGCUACAGUUUGAGUUUGGUGAGGGGAGAUGGAGGCCAAGGGAGAGCGCUAGGGGGAGGGUAGUAUUUCACACAUGGCAAAGAACUAAGUAUUUGCUUGUCUGUUUCACACAACACGCCUGCCCCACUAACUCUUUGAGGAUGGUGGGGAAAGAGGGAGCAGCAUCCUUGGUAGAGGGACAGGAGUGAGCCACUUGAGCCAGAAGAGGGUUGGGGACCUCUGGAGGGUACGUGGCCUCCAGCACUUUGCACUAAGGUUUGCCAUUUCCUUCUGAGCCGGAAUUGCCAGCACAGCCUAAUACUGGGCCCAGAACCUGCUAAAUCAGGAAUGUUAUAAACCUCAUUUCAAAGCUUGUAACUUGGAUCAAGUGUUUCAGAUGCGACACACACCGGGUCACCCAGGAUGGGGGCAGGGACGGGGAGGGAGCUUCUGAACUCUUGGUGUUCUUGGACUUCUGGCUCUGUCAGGCUGCUGAGAGCUGAGGGGGGCAAAGGACUUUCAGGACUGAAAGAAGAUAGGAACCUAAAGGGGAAGGGGCUGUGGCCAAGGAGGCAGCUAAGCUUGUUGAAUAUGUCAGCUUUGGGAUGGCAUCAUCCCAAGCCCCAAAGGAGAGACCUCCCAAGACUCCAUCCAAGCCACCUCCUGCCCUCUCCCCCAAAUCUCCCAGAACUGGGUGGCUCCGAGACAGACGUAGGGCCUUCAUGCUAAUGUGAAAACAAACCUCCCUGUGCUCUUUGCUGCCUGAUUCCCUCCUACACACCCGCAGAAGAAGCAAAUAAAAGGGUUUUAGAGAGAAUUGCCAGGCCUCCUAAGUCAUUGAUGUCCUCACUCCAGGCCCUCACUUCUGGCAGGAGCCACCAUCUGAUACUUCCUUAGAAGUCAGUUCCAGCUCAUGUCACUGUUUAACAAAUCUGCUUUUAAUGAUGUUGAAGCUUUUCCAGACCCAGUGGCACUGAUUUAAGGGAGAAGAAUUCUUCAUUUUUACAAGGGACUCAGGAGCACACUGAACUUUACUGCAUCCCCAAAUUGUAGCUAUGUAGUGAGACCAUUGAGGGAACUGUGCCUGGCUUGUUAACCAUCUGCUAGUGUGAUGCUGACUCUAUUAGUCUGGCUCAAAUGACAAUGCAGUAACUUUAGAGAACAUUGCCUUUAUUCCCCCAGCCCUCCUGCCAGCCUCAUCUGGUAGUUUCUCUCUUUGCAAAGUAGGAUUGCUAGUCAGGAUCUCUUAGCCAUUGAGUUUGCGUUUUUGCCCCUUACUGGGUAAACAGCAGGUUAGGUGAAUCAUGGGUUCCUUUUGCUACAGAACUUUCCUGGGUUGCAAAAUGUUCUCCAUCCCCUAAUUAGCUCUGUAGAAGGGGUGAGCCCAUCACCUCUAUGAGUCAACUUAGAUUUUGAAGAAUUGUAUUGCCAGAGAUCCAGCAGACCUCUCCACAGUCCCACAGGAAACAGUGGAGCCUAUACUAUUGAUUAUAUAACAGAGAAGCAUCUAGCUAAUAUCCUAGUGGGUGGUCAGAUUUUAUUCUGGCCCAGGGGUAAGAAAGUGACCUGGACGAACAAUGCAAGAUGACUUCCUGCCCAUGACUUUUGACAGGAAUGGGUUGGUUUGAGUCUGCUUCCACAGUUCCUUUUGACUUCCUUCUUGCUGGUUAGCUGACAAGAGCACACAGACUCCUCACACACAGCCUUUGUAUGCACAAAAGACAAUUCUGUUGGUUUACUGAAAAUUGUGUAGCUUUUACCCAGUUUUCUAACAAUAAAAAAUAUUAGGAAAUGAUGUGGUUUUUGGGAGGGAUGAGGGGAAAUGAGCGUGUGGCAAUAAAUUUUGUUUACUGUA
Messenger RNA from Antechinus flavipes (yellow-footed antechinus), 5622 nucleotides. RefSeq names its product kelch like family member 25 (gene KLHL25). Gene Ontology annotation, molecular function: protein binding. The transcript has 3 exons. Lineage: Eukaryota; Metazoa; Chordata; Mammalia; Dasyuromorphia; Dasyuridae. Bases 1687 to 3456 code for a protein of 589 amino acids. The record is from RefSeq and is a predicted model, not a curated record.